Messenger RNA from Salmo salar (Atlantic salmon), 1174 nucleotides. The record is from RefSeq and is a predicted model, not a curated record. NCBI's taxonomy places the organism in Eukaryota, Metazoa, Chordata, Actinopteri, Salmoniformes, Salmonidae.
AUGGUCCACAAGAGCCAGGGCCAGCACACAGAGAGGCUGAUUAAGAUGGGGUUUAAGAAGUUUCAUCAGUUUCUAUAUCAAGAAGAGAGAACCAGGAUAGCUGCACUGAAGGAGGAAGAGGAGCAGAAGAAACUACAAGGAUACAGUGAAAAGUGCACACUGCCAGAUCCAGAGAGGGUUUCAGGAGCGCUGAUAGACGUGGCAAAGCACCUGGGAAACCUGCAGUUCAGAGUCUGGGAGAAGAUGCAGGGAGUAGUUCACUACACUCCAUUGACUCUGGACCCCAACACUGCCCACCCAGAACUCAUCCUGUCUGAUGAUCUGACCAGUGUGAGAUACAGUGAUGAGGAACAGCAGCUUCCAGACAACCCAGAGAGGUUUGAGAGCCAUAGAAUGGUCCUGGACUCUGAGGGUUUUAACUCAGGAACACACAGCUGGGACAUUGAUAUUAGGAAGAAUAAAGGCUGGGACCUGGGUGUGAUCACAGAGUCUGUCCAGAGGAAGGAAUACAAUGGUUAUUGGCAUGGAUCCUGGGGUGUGUUAUUUGGUGGUGGUGAUUAUAACACACAUGUACCAAAUAAGCCACUCACUCCCUUCACGGUGAGACAGAAUCCCCAGAGGAUCAGAGUGCAGCUCGACUGGGAAGGAGGAAAGCUGUCAUUCUCUGACCCUGUCAAUAACACACAUCUACACACAUUCACACACACUUUCACUGAGAGAGUCUUUCCAUACAUCAGGAAUCUAUGUUUUCUCCACCCUCUGAGAGUGUUACCAGGUAAGGUGACUGUAUCAGAGGGUACUGUCUCUGUCUGAAUCAGGGACUAACAUGAUGUAAAUGAGUCAUUAACACUCACUGAUGUCCUUCAUUAAGAUUCUCACUGAGGGAGAAAACACUGUGAUGGAGAGUAUCAUUGUCUGACUCACCUGUUACUAUUGUUGAAUGAAAAUGUAAUCUGUUCUUUGUUGGUUUUAAUUUUACCACAUUUAGAUUUUGUCUGGUUGUUUUAACACUGGCAGUAUGUAUCACAAUCAACUUGGGAUGCCUGAAUGGCAUUUGGCGUAUAGUUUUGUGGCCUUGGACCGUGCCUCUGUUAGCUAGCUUGUAGUCAAUAACACCGUUAAUGUAUGUCUGUAGAGUGCAACACAUUUUAAUCCAAUAAACAUGUGUGAAUUA